Cuscuta campestris is the source of this 851-nucleotide messenger RNA. The record is from the annotation of a GenBank genome assembly. Lineage: Eukaryota; Viridiplantae; Streptophyta; Magnoliopsida; Solanales; Convolvulaceae.
UUCAUCAAGGUUCAAAAAAGGGGUGUUGCUUUUCCGACGUGCAUUUCAGUUAAUAAUACUGUUUGCCAUUACUCUCCUUUGUCCUUUGAUGAGAAAGUGUUGGAAGAUGGUGAUAUGUUGAAAAUCGAUAUGGGGUGUCACAUAGAUGGUUUUAUAGCAGUGGUCGCGCACACACAUGUGCUUCAGGAAGGACCAGUAACUGGAAAAGCUGCUGAUGUUAUUGCUGCAGCAAAUACUGCUGCUGAAGUUGCUUUGAGGCUUGUGCGACCUGGAAAGAAGAACUCUGAUGUAACAGAAGCCAUUCAGAAGGUUGCUGCAGCUUAUGAUUGCAAGAUUGUUGAGGGUGUUUUGAGUCAUCAAAUGAAACAAUUUGUUAUUGAUGCAAACAAAGUUGUGCUGAGUGUAUCCAACCCUGAAACUAGAGUUGAUGAUGCAGAAUUUGAAGAAAAUGAGGUUUAUUCUAUUGAUAUUGUGACAAGCACGGGUGAAGGAAAGCCAAAGCUGAUAGAUGAAAAGCAAACAACUAUAUAUAAGAGGGCUGUUGAUAAAACCUAUAGCUUGAAGAUGAAAGCGUCAAGAUUCAUCCUUAGUGAAAUCAACCAGAAGUUCCCAAUCAUGCCCUUCAAUGCCAGGGAUUUGGAAGAAAAGAGGGCCCGUUUAGGAUUGCUAGAAUGUGUUAACCAUGAUCUUUUAUAGCCAUAUCAUGUUCUACAUGAAAAACCUGGUGAUUUGGUUGCACACAUAAAGUUCACGGUUUUGUUAAUGCCCAAUGGAUCUGAUAGGAUCACGUCACAUCCUCUCUAGGAGCUGAUCACAACAAAGGAAAUUGACAAUAUAAUGAACCUGAGAUA